AUGGAUUGGUCAUAUAAUGAGAAGGACAGACGACAGAUGGAAAGAACUUUGGAUGAUCCCUCACGAAACAAAACGUCUUCGAGGCAAGCCAGCGACCAAAUGGUUGAGUUGUUCAUCGCACGGAUGAACCAACUGAAUUCUCAACUGGUAACAAGCAAUGGAUAUGGACCACACGAACGUCGUCGCCGUAGUUCAAUAAAAUAUUGUGAGUGA
Strongylus vulgaris is the source of this 213-nucleotide messenger RNA. The record is from the annotation of a GenBank genome assembly. NCBI's taxonomy places the organism in Eukaryota, Metazoa, Nematoda, Chromadorea, Rhabditida, Strongylidae.